UCCAAUCAGUUCACACAUGAACUUAUUUUAGUGUAUUUCGAUCUAAUUGUUAGUUCGUUAGAUGUUUUAUAAUCACGAAAUGUUAUGCGUUGUUUUAUCUACGAUUCAAUCCUUAUUCAAUUAGAAAUACGAUGAUAGAAAAACAGUGACUAUUUGUUGAUCCUGCAUGCUGUGCACUGCAUCAACGUCCUGCCUAAUAUAUUGCACCACAUUUUUUCUUACUUUGCUAAACACAUUGUGUACACAAUAAACAUAUAAAGAACUAUGGCUGCCUACAUCAAUCGUACAAUGUCCAUGAUUGGAGGAGACAGCCACAUGAGAUCUACAGAUAUAAGAACUGAUAAUUCUCCCCUUCAGAUUUUUGUUAAGGCCAAGAAAAAGAUUAAUGACAUAUUCGUGGAAAUAGAAGACUAUGUGCAGGAUACUGUGGGAUUUAUGAAAUCACUGCAAGGUGAGGGCAACAUUGUCACACUAGAAGAAGCUCACAGAAUUGCAAGUUAUGUUGAAAAAGUUCAUGGAAUUAGAGAUGUACUUCAGCGGGAUCACAUGAAAGUUGCCUUUUUUGGAAGAACUAGCAAUGGAAAGAGUACAGUUAUCAAUGCAAUGUUGCGCGAUAAGAUUUUGCCUAGCGGUAUAGGACACACAACAAACUGUUUCUUACAAGUGGAAGGUUCAGACAAUGGAGAAUCUUACCUCAUUACAGAAGGGUCCACUGAAAAACAACCAGUUCAGUCAGUAGGUCAAUUGGGUCAUGCUCUUUGCAAAGAGAAACUUUGCGAGAGCCAUUUGGUUAGGAUAUUUUGGCCAAAAGAAAAAUGUUUACUAUUACGAGACGAUGUAGUAUUUGUUGACAGUCCUGGAGUUGAUGUGACACCAAAUCUAGAUGAAUGGAUUGAUAAACAUUGUUUGGAUGCAGAUGUUUUUGUUCUGGUAGCCAAUGCUGAAUCUACUUUAAUGGUUACUGAAAAAAACUUUUUCCACAAAGUAUCUACAAAAUUAUCUAAACCCAAUAUCUUUAUUCUGAAUAACAGAUGGGAUGCAUCUGCUUCAGAACCAGAAUUUUUUGAGCAGCUGGUCAAAGAGCAAAAAGAGGUAAGGGCACAACAUCAAGAACGAGCUGUUGACUUUCUAUCAAAAGAGUUGAAAGUGUACACCCCUAAGGAUGCUGAAGAACGUGUUUUCUUCAUUUCUGCGAAAGAAACGCUUCAAGCUCGUAUGCAGGAACAGCGUGGUCAACCUGCUCACAACGGUGCAUUAGCAGAAGGAUUCCAAAAUCGAUACUUCGAGUUUCAAGAUUUCGAACGCAAAUUUGAGGAGUGUAUUUCAAAGUCUGCCGUGAAGACUAAAUUCGAACAACAUUGUCAACGCGGGAAACAUAUUGCCACGGAAAUUCGACAAACGCUAGACGACAUAUUAAACAGAACACAGGCGAAUAAGAGCGAACAACUGCACGUUAAAAGGGGAGUUCACGACAAAUUAAAUUUCACGGAACAACAGUUGAUGCUAUUGACUCAGGAAAUGAAGGACAAAAUUCAUCACAUGGUGGAAGAUGUAGAGCAAAGAGUGUCUAAAGCGCUGAGCGAAGAGAUUCAUAGAUUAAACGUACUUGUUGACGAAUUCAGUGUUCCAUUUCAUACCGAAUCUUUAGUUCUAAAUGUAUAUAAGCGAGAACUUCAUACACAUGUGGAAAAUGGCUUAGGUUCUAACUUAAGAGCAAGACUCAGUACUGCAUUAGCACUGAACAUCGAAAACUCGCAAAGAGAAAUGACAGAACGAAUGGCAACUUUAUUGCCGGAUUCCAAACGGCAAGUGUCGAUGAACAUUUUACCAAGAAGGGAGCCAUUCGAAAUUUUGUACAGAUUAAAUUGUGAUAAUUUGUGCGCAGACUUCCACGAAGAUCUAGAGUUUCGAUUUUCUUGGGGACUUACAGCUAUAAUUAAUAGAUUUGCAGGGAAAAAGUGUCACAGAUUAGCUAUUGCGAAUUAUCCGCAAGAUAUACCACCCGCAAUCAUGUCUCCCGCAGAAAGCAUAGACUCUGUGAAGUUUAUAUCCGGUACUCCAAACUUUCCAGCGAGGUCUGAUGAUUGGUCAUUAGCUACGAAAAUUGCAAUAGCGUCUAUAACGUCUCAGGGUACCAUGGGUGGUCUCAUAGUUGGUGGUUUCAUGUUGAAAACUAUUGGUUGGAGACUCAUAGCUGUAACUGGUGCUAUAUAUGGUGCUUUGUACUUUUACGAGAGAUUAACAUGGACUAACAAAGCGAAGGAACGCGAAUUCAAACGUCAAUACGUAUCUCACGCUACGAAGAAAUUAAAGUUAAUUGUGGAUCUAACAUCUGCGAAUUGUAGCCAUCAAGUGCAACAGGAGCUCUCCAGCACUUUUGCACGUCUGUGUCAUUUAGUAGACGAAACGACGUCCGAAAUGGACGUCGAACUAAAGAACAUCGCAAGUAUGAUACGAAUACUCGAGGAAGCAACCAGUAGCGCUAAAGUAUUACGAAACAAAGCUAACUAUUUAACGAACGAACUCGAACUAUUCGAUGCAGCAUAUUUAAAAUCGAUAAAUUAAACAUUAGGUCGUUAUUAGGAAGUGAUAUGAAUCAUAAAAUAUCGAUGUAGACAGCAUCGUUAACUGUUUUGGGAAACAUGUCAUCGUAUGAUUCAAUCAUUAAAUCAGCCGAUAAUAUUACAUACCAAUAAUGAAGUAUAGAAGGAAUGUUUGUACAACAAAAAUACAGAAACUCUAGUCUUAGUGCAGGCAACCAGAAAUUUGUGAAAAUUCGUCGUUCGAGCUUUUAAUGAAACUUAUAUACCGGUAAUUUCUUUCUUUUUUCUUUUUAGAAGUAAGAAUUAACACGCAAAGCCUUACAUGCAUAGUUUGCUCACGAAUUUUUGAAUCAGUUUUUUUUGUUUUUAAAGAUUUCUUUCGAAACGGAUCAUGACGACAAUUUUUUCCGAAUAAAACUGCGAUCUUUUUAACAGAAGCAUCGCGUCAGAAGUGCAUAAACAAUUGAUUUCUGUCCAAAUCUAUUAACAGAGACGAAUGAAUUUUAUUUAUGUAGUGAAUGAAAUAAUUCAACUAUUAGAUUUAUUAGAUUAUAUUUAUAAACAGAGCUUAUGUUACUAUAUUAAUAAACGGUUGUUUGUUUAAUAA
Messenger RNA from Dufourea novaeangliae, 3150 nucleotides. It is a transcript of the gene Marf, whose product is annotated as transmembrane GTPase Marf. Gene Ontology annotation, biological process: mitochondrial fusion; mitochondrion localization. Gene Ontology annotation, cellular component: mitochondrial outer membrane. The transcript is spliced from 13 exons. NCBI's taxonomy places the organism in Eukaryota, Metazoa, Arthropoda, Insecta, Hymenoptera, Halictidae. Bases 265 to 2565 code for a protein of 766 amino acids. The record is from RefSeq and is a predicted model, not a curated record. Gene Ontology annotation, molecular function: GTP binding; GTPase activity.